This is a messenger RNA of Suncus etruscus (white-toothed pygmy shrew), 2171 nucleotides long. RefSeq names its product sorting nexin family member 30 (gene SNX30). The record is from RefSeq and is a predicted model, not a curated record. The transcript has 9 exons. Lineage: Eukaryota; Metazoa; Chordata; Mammalia; Eulipotyphla; Soricidae. The coding region runs from base 93 to 1406 and encodes 437 amino acids. Gene Ontology annotation, molecular function: phosphatidylinositol binding.
CAGCCAGCCGGCCGCGGCGGCCCAGCGGCGCUUCGCUCGGCCCUGGCACCGGGGGAGCGCGCGCCUGCCCGGAGGAAGCGUCCGCGCGCGCCAUGUCGGCCGGGCCCCCCAAGGCCCUGCCGUCCACGGGGCCCCAGUCCCUGCGCGACGUGCCGCACCCGCUGGCCGGCUCCAGCAGCGAGGAGGCCGUGGGCGGCGACAGCACGCCCAGCCCCGAUCUGCCGCGGACGCGCAGCUUCGGCGACAAGGAUCUCAUUUUGCCCAACGGUGGAACCCCAGCAGGCACUUCAAGUCCAGCUUCUUCAUCUUCUCUUCUCAAUAGACUCCAGCUAGAUGAUGACAUUGAUGGUGAAACCAGAGAUCUCUUUGUCACGGUUGAUGACCCCAAGAAGCAUGUCUGUACGAUGGAGACCUACAUCACCUACAGGAUUACCACCAAAAGUACCCGGGUGGAGUUUGACCUGCCAGAAUAUUCUGUUCGUCGAAGAUAUCAGGAUUUCGACUGGCUGAGAAACAAACUAGAGGAAUCACAGCCCACUCACCUCAUUCCCCCUCUUCCUGAGAAGUUUGUGGUGAAGGGUGUUGUGGAUCGUUUCUCAGAAGAGUUCGUGGAGACCAGAAGGAAAGCUUUGGAUAAGUUCCUGAAAAGGAUCACGGAUCAUCCUGUCCUCUCUUUCAAUGAGCACCUUCAUGUUUUCCUGACCGCUAAGGACCUGAAUGCCUACAAGAAGCAAGGGAUGGCAUUGCUGACUCGUGUUGGCGAGUCCGUCAGGCAUGUCACCAGUGGCUACAAACUGAGGUGUCGGCCCCUGGAGUUUGCAGCCAUCGGCGAAUACCUGGAUACAUUUGCGCUCAAACUGGGAACCAUUGACCGCAUCGCCCAGCGUAUCAUCAAAGAAGAGAUAGAGUACCUUGUAGAGCUGAGAGAAUAUGGGCCUGUGUACUCCACAUGGAGUGCCCUGGAAGGGGAGCUGGCUGAACCCCUAGAGGGUGUGUCUGCUUGCAUUGGCAACUGCUCAACAGCUUUGGAAGAGCUGACGGAUGACAUGGCAGAGGACAUUCUGCCUGUGCUCAGGGAGUACAUCCUCUACUCUGACUCCAUGAAAAAUGUGUUGAAGAAGAGGGAUCAGGUGCAAGCAGAAUAUGAAGCCAAACUGGAAGCUGUUGCUCUUCGCAAGGAAGAACAGCCCAAGGUGCCCACAGAUGUUGAGAAACUUCAGGACCGGAUGGAGUGUUUCAAUGCUGACCUGAAAGCGGAUAUGGAACGGUGGCAGAACAACAAGAGGCAAGACUUCCGACAGCUGCUCAUGGGAAUGGCAGACAAGAACAUCCAGUAUUACGAGAAGUGCCUCAUGGCCUGGGAGUCCAUCAUUCCACUGCUACAGGAGAAGCAAGAAGCCAAGUGACCUCAUACUUGGGACAGACACUCUCCUACCUGCACAAGGCCAGGCACUCCUUUUAGAACAUUCCUGCCAUGCCAGAGAGGUGAAGCUGGGAAGACAACCACAGGAAUAUCUCUCCUCAUGUCAUCUCUCCUUCUUUUCCUCUUCCUUCAACUGGCACCAUUCCCAAUGAGUAUUUUGUUCUUUGGUGGAGUUCCAAAUGUUAAUCAUGAUCAUCUCUUGGCGAAAGACAGUAGAGAUCCAUGUUGAGAUAGGGCCUGCUCCAUGGAACACUAACCAGAAUUGACUUUGCAACAUCUCUUCAAGGUCUCCACUCUGGAGAUCAUGGAGAUGCCUGUUCAGGAAGAGAACCCAGGAAAGCCAGAACUCAGGGCAGCAGUUCUUGUUCACUCUGGAGACACAUGGAUCUCCAUAGACACUAACAUAGGCACUUUCUAGCUCAGGCUAGAAGACAGUAUAGUGCCCCUGUGAUGGGAAAUUCUACAUGGACCUAGACUGUGCCUAAGAGUGUGGCCCAUUGCCUGCUUGUGACACUUGACCCUCCCUUGUGUUUGGUUUCAUGGUUCCUGCAGGGCUAACUCAGAUCUGUGUCUUUGUACGUCCAGGCCCAAGUAAGCCAGCCAGUGUUCUUGUCCUGGUGAUGCCUUCAGGAUACUGAAGGCAAGAUGGUGUCCCCCCAAAAUUGUGUCUGUCUCUAGAAUGCAGUAGGAUGGAACUGUGUUUGUAUAAAAGGAAAACAAAACAAAACAAAAAGGUGCAUUUUUUCCC